GAAGGCAGCUUGCGCCAUCUUCUUAGAGAGAGAGAAAGAGAUCAACGAUGGAGUUGCCGUCCUUCCAUCACCACCACCACCGGCAGCAGCAGCAACAACCUAGAUACGCACCUCCUCCCCAUGGUCCGCCUCUUCCUCCGCCGCCGACCUAUUUCAACGAGCCUCAACACUACCCUCAACAUCGCCCCCUUCCGCCGCCACCGCCUUUUUCCCACACACCUCCUCCGUCAUACAAUUCCCAGCAAUCCCAGUUCACCUUCGUCAAUCAUGGAAACCAUGGGAUGGUUGAAGACAAUAAACAUAGACCUCAAUUCGAUGAAUAUCAUCGAAACCCUUCGCCAUCUAGGGUUUCGAAUCGCAAUAUGUUGGAUGAUAAUCGGUCACGCUGUUAUAUACCAGAAUUUCAGAAUAGGGUUUCUGAUUACCGUUCCGAUACAUGGUCGGACCCACACCCACACCCACCCAGAGUUGCGGCACCGGAAAGUCGUCGACAAGUCAGGUUCGAGCGAGAAAAAGAUCCUCGUCACUGUCAAACGCAGGUAUCUUCUUAUCGACCAUCUGAUAAUCGUAGGCUUGAUAUAGAAGGUGACCUUAGGUUUGGAGAUGAGUUUCAAUCUAAUCAUUCAGAAAGGGUUUUACUGGGUCGAAUUGAUAGCCAUGGUGGUGAUCGUAAAAAUGAUUUCCAACGUAUUCUUAAUGAUUAUGUUUCUGAUUUCAGCCAUGGUUCAAGAAGUUCUCUAUAUAGGGAGUCACAUAUGGGUUCUAACUCUAGAUUGUCUGCACCAAAGGAUUUUGUAACAGAUUUGGAAAAUUACCAUCCCUUUGAUAGUUAUUCGAUGAAUAGUGACAGAUUUCAGCGUGAUAGAAAUGAUAGUAGAGAUUGGAAUGAUGUUAGGUCCAAUUUUCGUGAUUUGCCCGGUCUUCAUGAUGAGGUACGGAAUCAGUUUGACGCUGAUGAUGAUGUUAACAUUGCUCCCUCUAGACGUGGAUAUCAUAGGUAUCCAUCUGGUAAAUCCAAUUAUAGAGGGAACAGGGAAGGUAGCCAAGAUUUUCUUCAUAUUCCCCAGAAGAAAAUUCAAAAGAAGAGUGCAUUACAGAGACUUCAGAGUGGUAAGCCUAGUAAUAAGGAUAGAAACAAUGAACCCCAUUUCUCUUUUGCCCAAUCAGUGGAAGCAGAGCCAAAAAAUUUACGACUAAGAAGUGUCAUUUCCUAUCCUGAAAAGAGAACUGAAGAAGAUAGAAAGGGAAGCAAGGUAGAACUGGAUGUUUCAUUUAAAUCUAACGGAUUAAUAGCCAAGGCUAUUGUGCCUACAUCAAGGGAACACGAAUCUCAGGUGAACACAAGACUAAGAAAUAGGAAGUUAGGGGAACUGGAGACUCCAUCCAAGGACCUCAGUAAUUCAUCGGAUAGCACUGUGAAGUUGGAUUCAAAAAAUUUGGAUGCGAAGGGAGUCGGUUCUGGUUGUGGAUUUGCACAGGACAACGAUAUAAUACCAUCAAGUCCUCAAAGGGCUCGUCAUGCCAUUGAUUCAGACACAAGUCCUCGUUUGGCUGAUAGCAAGGUCACUAGGCCACUUUCUCAUGUGUCAGACUCAGAAGUAUCUAAAAUGGAUUCAGUGCCUAUUACGUCGGGUAGUUCCAGAAAUUCCGUGUCUGAAGAUUCUCUUUGUGAUGUAAUUUUAGGUGAGGCAAAUAACUUUUCAGCUUCUGGUUCCAUGCAUGGCACUGUUUUGCAAUCUUCUUCUGAUCAAAUCACUUCAUUGCUUGAUAAUAAGUUGAUGGAAUCUCCUCGUGCUUUAUUAGCAAAGUUGAAUGGAGUUCACCUUGAUUCUAGCAAAGUAUCUAUACCUAAUAUUGAGGCACGUGCAAAUACAAAUAUAUUUGAUCCUCUUGUGGCUUCAUCUUAUUGUGUAGAAAAUGAAUGUGAUCUGCACAACUUAAAUGUUAGAAUGUCUGGAUCUAUUGAUUCUUUUGCUAGCACUGAUUCAUACAAGGAUCCAAUUAAACUGCAGCUUAGGGAUCCUGAUAGCCUUAUAAUGGAUGACAUUGAUCAACAAUCAUGCGUGGAUAAGCCCUCUGUAUCCCCUAAAUCAAUGGGAGGCGAAUCUGAUUCCCAUUUAUCAUAUCCUGCAAGCUUUGAUCACAAUACACAUGCUGUGAAUAACCUUCUUUCUAAUGAAUCUUCUCCAGCUGAUCCUACAUUUAAUCAGACUUCUAUUUUGCUAGAGAAUAUCCUUGUUGAUGAAGAUCAAAGGCUUUCCAUUUCUCUAACUAAAGACAGUGAUAUUGAACACCUGGAUUCUUCAUAUCACAUUGACAUCAAUGAAACUGUAGCUGAUGCUGCAGGAUCUAACAAUACUGUAACCGAUUUGCUGGCCUCUGAAAAUGGGAAAACUGAAUCUCAAAUGGAUCUUGUUUCUAAUCUAGCUCAGACUGAUAGUAACAAUGAUGAGUCAAGUCAAGAAGAGGCCACUUUGUUGCUUCAGAAUAGUCUCAAUGAAGGACCCACGGUAACUUCAGCAACUGACAAUCUAAACGUUAAUCCUGUUAAGAAACAGCAUAAGAAGAGGAAAAUUGAGGAUUCUCAGAUGGAUUUGAUAAAGUCAACCAGUGAUGAUGUUACUCUGAAUUUGGGUUGCAGUUUACAUCAAGAAGAGGAGAAUUCCAGUUCCUACACUGGUCUAACAGGAACUUCUCCCAGGUGUAGGAAGAAGAGAUAUAUCGGUGCAAAUGUUUCAAGCUCUCCAACACUUCCUUCGAUUCAAGGAUCUCCCAGCUGCACAGACAUCCAUAUACCUAAUGAGGAAUUGACCUUAGUCUCUGAUAAAUUCUAUAUUGAGAAAGGAGAAGAAGUUACUGAAUUUAACAUCAACACAUUGGCCUCUUCUGGUCUUCCUUGUUCAGAUUCCUCAGUGCUUGUGGAUAAUGAAAUGGGAAAUUAUUCACUUGAUCUGGCAAGAGAGGAUGUCCUUAUUGAUUCAAAACCUGAACCAGAAUUAGCUCAGGUAAAAGAUCCUGAGGACCAUAACAAUGUUGAGCAUCCCCUAAAAUUUGCUACAAAUAACAGCUGGCAAAACAUUGCUUCCUUGCUUCAGGUGGAGAUUACUCUUGAAGCAGAGACUACUCUUCAGAGCAACCCUUUCGAUGCUCCUGGCCAGGACAAAGAUCAUAGACGACAAUUUGCAGAUAUGGAGCGAGACAGCAUUUUACCUAAGAAAGAUGGCUUAUCUUCUGUUUCAAACUCUACAUCUCAAUAUUCUGAUAGAGUUGAUCCUUCUACCGUCAAUUCUCAUGAGAUAGUGAACUGUGUAAUGAAUGUACUCCCUAAUGGCGCAUCUCUCGACACCUUGUCCACAGAUGAGGAAUCACACAUGGUGGAUAAAAACUAUGGGUUUGAAAAUACAGAUUUUGAGAAGCCUGUUUCUGAAAGUAGGACUCCUUUGGGUUCUUUUGAUAAAUCUCCAAGUACUAGUACAUGCAACCAGAAACCAGGUCAGACAAGGGCAAGUUUGCAUACAGAUACUGCUAAGACAGUGCCUUCUCUUCUGCAAUGCAAUCCAAGGGGCACAACUCUAAGAAAUAGUCAUCCGAGUGUUUCAGUUCCUAGAGUUUUUCCCACUUAUUCGAACAUAAGGAAGGCAGCUCCCCUAGACAAUAAGGCAAAACCUCGAACAUGGCAUCGAACUGAGAAAGCUCCUUCCUUACCUGUCCACGGAAAGAACAACUUGAAUAUUGUUUCCUUGCAAAAGAAAUUGUCUACAAGUAUUGAAAAUGUCCAGAAUGCUUAUGUUCGGAAGGGCAACAGUCUUCUGAGAAAACCUUCUACGGUUGCUGGAUCGGCUAAUUCUGUGAGCUCAUCUGUCUAUCGUCUGAAUUCCUUGGUUCAAGAUGGGAUAAAAAAUAAGGCUGGACUAGACAACAAAGUAAAUGUUGUUAACUCAUUGAAAUACUCGAGAUCAGAACUUGUUGAAAAGGUAAAGACUCCACCAUUACCAAACACAAGUAAAUUAUUUGAUUGUAGAAGUAUCUCACAAGAUUCAUCAUCUUUGCUUGUGAUGAAUCCUCCUAUGGAAACUUCUUCUCAAUCCAUGCUUGGGAAUAUGGAAUGCAUAGAAAAUGCGGAUGUUCUGAAUACUUCUGUGGGUGGUCCUAGUUCUUCACAAACCCCUGAAGACCAAACUUGUGUGAUUCAAAGUCAUAUAGUUGAAGACAAUGAAAGCUCAAAAAAUGGGACUGGAAGGAAGAUAGUAUAUGUGAAAAACAAAUCAAAUCAAUUAGUUGCAUCAUCUGCUAGCGAACCAUCUGUUCAGAAUUCAGAGCAGACUGAUGGUUAUGUAAAGCUGAAGAGAAAUCAGCUCAUCAGAAAGCCACUUGAAGGUCAUGCACUGCAAGAUGUAGUCACACUUAAUGCUUCUUCCACUGGGACUAGGCCUAUUGCCAAUACUUCUACCAAGAGGCCAUCUGUUAAAGGUAUAAGAAAGACUUACAGACGUUCUAAAGGAUCCCUGGUGUGGACGUUAAACAAUCCAAACUCAUCAAAGAAAGAGAGUUCUUUGGUGUAUCAGGUGCCUAAUUUGUUGCCAUGGAAAAGGUCAUCGCAUUGGAGGAAUGUCAUUAGUAAUUCAGCUUGGGUUUCUGACAAAUCCAAAAAUACAAUCAGUAAGAAUUUGCUGGCCCAUACAAAAAGAGAUGCUAUUUACACGAGGUCCAAACAUGGUUUUUCUCUACGGAUAUCUAAGAUACUGAGUGUUGGUGGUUCCAGUUUGAAGUGGUCAAAAUCUAUUGAAAGAAACUCAAGAAAAGCAAAAGAGGAAGCUACAUUAGCAGUUGCUGCAGUAGAGAAGAAGAAAAGAGAACAAAACGGUGCUUCUGGUAUUGGUACAGGGACAAGGCGUAAAAAUCAUUCUCCUAGGAAGCAAGUAUUCAGGAUUGGCUCUUUCCGAUAUAAAAUGGAUCCAUCAAGACGAACACUGCACAGAAUUCCAGGUGAUUUAACAGGCUCAGGUGAGAAUCAUGCCGGGAAAGAUCAAAAAAUAUGUGGUGUUCCCAAGAGACUCCAAAUUGGCAAUAAUGAAUAUGUGCGCAUAGGAAAUGGAAACCAGCUUAUUCGAGAUCCGAAAAGACGAGUUAGGAUUUUAGCAAGUGAGAAAAUAAGAUGGAGUUUGCACACUGCCAGAUUGCGUUUGGCCAAGAAGAGCACAUAUUGCCAGUUCUUAACGAGGUUUGGUAAAUGUAACAAGGAUGGUGGAAAAUGCCCUUAUAUUCAUGACCCGUCUAAAAUUGCUGUCUGCACAAAAUUUAUAAAGGGUUCAUGCUCCAAUCCCAGCUGCAAAUUGACUCAUAAGGUCAUCCCUGAAAGAAUGGAAGACUGUUCUUAUUUUCUUCAAGGGUUAUGCUUCAACAAGGAUUGUCCUUACAGACAUGUAAAUGUGAACCCAAAUGCCCCAGCUUGUGAAGGCUUCCUUAGGGGCUAUUGUGUACAUGGAGAUGAGUGUCGAAAGAAGCACAGCUAUGUUUGUCCAGUCUUUGAAGCAACGGGUAGCUGUCCUCAAGGUACCAAGUGCAGGCUUCGUCAUCUGAAAAGGCGUUCCAAAGGGGGAGGAGGAAAGAAGAGGAAGAUCUCGAAAGAAUCAAACAAUGCUAAUAAAGGGCGAUACUUUGGGAAGAGUUGUAUUGAUGUUGUUUCUGUAGUUGGCGAGAAGACAACACAACCAAGCAAGAGGGAGGAUUGUAGAGAUGUUUUCUUUCAAGAAGGAAGAUUUGCUGAUUUUAUUAGCAUUGAUGUUAGUGAAGAUGAAGAUGAAGAAGUAGAUCAUAUGAUUGAGUCGUCAUGUUCUUCAGGGUUAUUAUUAUCUGGUGACUCAAUGGACUACAUUGAAGCACAAAUUAAACCAGAUUUUGUUCUGAAGAAGAGGAGAAGGCUUGACUUGGGAGGAAGCAAGCAAAGUGUCUCCGCAUUAGAAGAUAGGGCUGUCUAGAUUCAUAUUUUUAGUAGUUUUUUUUUUUUGCUCUUUUUUUUGGUGGGUGGGGUAUGGGUUGGUUUGGUGUUUAGCUUUAGGAUAGUGAAAAUACAUUUUAUUGUUUUUUUUAAGUACAUUUUAUUAUGGCUGAUUGAAUACUAUAUAGACCUUGUAAUACAUGUUAUGACAGAGAAGCAAACUUUUAUCAAUGAAAAUUGAAAUUUUCGUAU
Molecule: messenger RNA, 6190 nt
Organism: Impatiens glandulifera
Lineage: Eukaryota; Viridiplantae; Streptophyta; Magnoliopsida; Ericales; Balsaminaceae
Exons: 10
Coding region: 48-5978 (1976 amino acids)
Cellular component (GO): nucleus
Molecular function (GO): metal ion binding
Source: RefSeq, a predicted model, not a curated record